AUCAAACAGACGACGACGCUCUCAGUCAGUCAAAAUGGCGGCCGAAACUGAUGAGCGACGACGAAGAAACGACCCGCAACCAGCUCACGAAACUGCUAAAGAGGCGGCAGCCGGUCGGAUGACGCUCCUCACGCCGCGUUACCACAAUGUGCAGUGCCAGUGAUCCGUUCUCGAUCCAAAAAAGUAAAAGAAGGAAAAAAAAGAAAAAAAAAGAAAAACAAACAAGAACGCGGAUAAUAAUUAUAAUAACAAUAACAAUAAUAAUAACGAUGUCGCGGAAACAUGUAGACGAGGAUGAGCGACGAAGCAGCAGCAGUAGCAGCAGCAGCAGCGGUAGCGGUAGCGGUAGCAGGAGUGGGCCCCACGGUACUUCGAGGAGGAGCAGCGCCUAUUAGUAGGGGCCGCCGCCGCGAGGGGGGGCCCUCCAGCGGGCGCCCGCAGCGAUGCCCCCGUGCCUCGUGAGGCAGCCGCCCCAUCGCCGCCCCGCCGCAGAAUGCCACGGCGGGCCCGCGCCCCGGGCCUGCCGCUGCUCCUGAUGUUGGCCCCGAUGAUCACGUUGACCACGAUCACGAUGUCCUCAUCGUCGUCAUCCUCCUCCUCCUCCUCCUCCUCGACGUCGACGUCGUCCCCGUGGACGACGACGAAAGUUCAGUCACUUCAGUGCCUUCAACAAAAAUUCAAUUUCUUGCAAGAGUCGCACAAGGAGCGGGUGUGCGACGGCGAAACGACGCCGGGGCGGCGACGGGCCGCCCUACGCGCCGUCCGUUUGCGGUACUGCACCGAGCACCGGGUACUGCAAGCGUUACCGGAGAGGGCGCUGCGGGACGCGUCCACGUGUCGCCUGCACCUGCAGGAACUGCUCGAGACCGACGUGCUCGCGUGGCAGGCCGCCUGCACCCACACGGACUUACUAAGACGCUACGAUUGCGCCCAGAACUACUCGAUUGCUUUUAGCUGCGAAUAUUGCAAGAUAGCGUACAGACGUUGGAUCUGCAGCGAACUGGUGCCUUUUUACGGGUCGAAGGGGGGUCGCGUCUCCCCCUGCCUGCGCCUCUGCGAAGACGUCGAGCAGCAGUGCCCGUAUCUGCUCCCCGAUCAGACCCUCACGCCCACCGAAGCGGCCCACCCCACACCCCAAUACGCGGGUGAACCCGCGUUCCUUUGCCUUGAUCCGAAAAUCCCACGACUGGAAUACCGAACGAACGCCACCACGGGAGACGAAGACUGUUGCUACACCCACUGCGGCACGCCGGGACGGGGGGAGGAGGGCGGCCACCUGCCGCCCCCGUCAUACGGCGGCGACUUGCCGCCCCCGUACUGUGACACCGACUCGACGGGCGACGAGCCGUUUUUUUGCCAACAGUGCCCCCCCGAAGAGCACGACCCGGGGUCGGCGCCUCACUCGAACCUCACCGCCGCCGAGGUGGAUCUGCCGCCCCCCACAGCAGCCGCCGCCUCAUCCGGUGCCUCGAGGACUAGAAAAAAUUUAAAUUGUUUUUUGUUGUUUCGGUGGACCGUAAUUUUAUGGACGCUCGCGCGCCUCCUCUUGAUAACUUUAAACGACUUUUUCAAAUUAGGAAUUAAUAAUAAUAUAGACGCCUUAGUUCAUCGGACAGUUGACCAGUGUUGCUGAUAGGAGGUAUAUACAUGUAUUAUUAGUAUAUGCCUUUUGACUGAUGAUGUCGUAAUAAGCGAAACGUCGUCAGCGCCGUCGUCGUCGUCGUCGUCGUCGUCCGGAAGUAAUAACGUUUUAGGGACGGGGUUUUCAAUAAUAUUAAUAAUAAUACAAAAUAGGGUUUUGUUGUUAUGGAAAUGUUAUGGUGGAAGGGGUCUGUCGGUGUGUCUGAUGUGCGUCGGUACGUGGAGUUGCUCAAAGGGUUUAUGAGUGGGGACUACGGGGGAAAAGGGCGGCACUUUCAUUCAUUCUAAAUACUCAUCUAAAAUUUAUUCUAAUAAUAAAAUAGUCAGUCAAGGAAAUUAAGAAAAAUUACACUGACAGCCAUAUGUCACUAUGACAGGUGACAUUUGAAUAAAAUGUGUAUGUCCAGUUUUUUUAUUAAUAAGGAACGUCUAAAGUUUCUCCACAAUUUAAUGCUACUUGCUAAUUGAGUUGGAUCUGGGGCCUUGUUUCGGCCUAAAUUAAUCCAUCCUCAGGGCGAUAGUGAAAACCUUUUGCCCAUGAACAUUAUACUUUAUAGUCAUAAAAAGCGUCACUUGACUUUUGACAGAUGACUUUAAAAUCAGGAGCGUAUUUAGGCCAUAUUUUCCAAUAGGCGUAACAGUAAAUUGUGGAUUUUUGGUUUUUUUGUGAUCCAAAAAUCUUUAAUGCUCUUGAUAAUUGAGUUGGAUUUGGGGUCAAAUAAAACUCAAGCUUUUGAUUUUAUUACUGCCGACGUUUCGGUCUAUAUUAAGCCAUUCUCAGGGCGAUCAAAAGUGAAAACCUUUUACCCAUAAACAUAGUCAUAAAAAGCGUAGUGAACCUCAAAAAUGCUUAUAAUAAUAUGCAAUGGUCUUUUUGCUACAGUCUAAAAAGACGUUGUUUAUUAGUUAAUUAAUUAUUUUUAGACUAAAGCAAAAAGAUCAUUGGAUAUUAUAAGCAUUUUUGAGGUUUACUACGCUUUUUAUGACUAUAAAGUAUAAUGUUUAUGAACGAAUGAUUUUCACUUUUCAUCGCCCUGAGGAUGGUCUAAUAUAGACGGAAACGUCAGCAGAAAAAAAAUAAAAUCAAAAGCUUGAGUUUUAUUUGACGCCAGAUUCAACUCAAUUAAAAAAAAACACAAUCCACAAUUACCUAUUGGAAAAUAUGGCGUGGAUACGCUCCUGAUUUUCAAGUCAUCUGUCAAAAGUCAUGUGACAGCUGACAUUUAGGCCAUGAGUUUUCUGUCAAUGUCAUAUGGUCAAUUAUACGUCAGUAUAAUUUACAGGGUCGUACUAUUUUUUUUGACUUAUUUUAAGUUCUUAAAAGAAGAUUAUCUGAAAUAAUUUAAAACAAAACACAAAGUUUGUGUUUUAAUGCGAAUAAAAUUAAUUUUUUGCACGAUCUGGACAAUUUUUGACUGUUAUUCCAGGCAUGUUAUUUCAUUGCAAUUUUUCUGGAUAGACACCGAUUAAGUGACUAUUGAUCUAUAAUUAAUAAGCCAAAUGUUACUUUGACAAAGGACAUUAAAAUCAAAUGUGUAUUUUCUUAAAAUAAUAAAAAUCCCUCAAUACGCGUCCGAUAUUAACUUCAUCUGUCAAUAGUCAAAAUGACAGCUUGUAUUUGGCCAUUAACCUGUCAAUCUUUCGUUGACAUCUGAUAAUCAUACUUCAUUUUUUUUAAUAUUUUAUUUAUUCCAGGCUCUUGAAUCUAUCUAGUUUUUGCCUUUGAUUUCAUACUAUACCAAUUCUCUUCUGGAUGGACGCCAUUUUUCCAAAACAAAUGGCUUAAUGACAUUGACAUAUAAUCAAUGAUCCACACUUCAGUUGUCACUUAAUAAAUGACAUUAAUUUUAAUGUUAGGUUGUUAGGCUAAAACACAAUUUAAUUGCUACAUUGACAUAUAACGAAUUAGCCAAACGUCAUUUGUCAGAUGACAUUAACAUUUAAAUAUUUUUUAAUUAAGAAAGACUAAGUCCCAAAUUUAUUUUAUUAAAAUGUGAAUCCUAUGGCUUAAGUCAUCUGUCAAAAAUAAAAGUGACACUUGACAUUUUGUUAAUAGUUUCGCAAAGACAGCGUUGAUUUAGGAAAAUACAUAACACUUAAUUGAUUGGUCUUUAAAAAAGUCUUUAAUAAGACUGAUAUAAUAUUCAGGAUGAUAUAUCCAGAUUACGUAAUUAUUACUAAGUGAACUCUGUAUAAGUGUACUUAUUAAUCCAGAACAUCUGUAGACAUUUAAAUCCUUUGCAAAAAGACUAGCACGGUCCUGUCAAAUGACCAAGGACAAGUAAAUAAUUAACCAAACGUCAAUUGUCACUGUGAUUUUGACAGUUGACAUCAAAAUCAGGACCGUAUUGAGCGUCCUUUUCCUUCAUUAUUUUUCUUUAAUCAUCAAGUCGCCUUUACUCCCCCACCCCUCGCCUCUAACAAAGGUUUUAAAAAAUUAAUAAUUAGUAGUAAUUAAAACGAUUUUAGAGCUCACAAAAGAACGAAGAAAAAAAAAUAUAUACAAAUAUAAUAAUUAUCAACACGAUGUGUUCAGAAUUAAACUCAACUACGUAAACGUCGUUUAUUAUUUAUAUAUAUAUUUGUUUUUUAAUUUAAAUUUGCGGCCAAAUGGUUAUUAUGAUGUUGUUUUUUGCGGCGGUUUAUAUCGGAAUUUUUUGCAGUUUAUCACUUUUAUUACGUUUAUUAGUGCUCAAAUAUAUAGUUAGUUAAAUUGUUGCCUUGAAUAUUAGGGAAAUGUUGACAGAUUUCAAGGAAAGCAAUGAAAAGUACAGUUUUUUGAAAUUUGGAACUAUAGAAUUUUGAUCUUCUAGAAUAUUUCAGAGCCACUUUAGGGAAUUCUGGAAUAAGUUUCCAGCUAUAAAAAGGAUUUAAGCAAAAAUCAAUAAAAACUGAAUAUUCUAUAUUUAAUUUUGUAUUUAAUUACAAACAUAAUAAUGAGACUUAAGAACUCUACUGAAUUCAAUGAACGGAACAUUAAAUUAUUAUGACAAAAUUGGAGGAAUCACUUAGGUGAAUAUAUACAUGAAUUAUUUAUAUUUUUAAAUUCUCGAUUACUCAAAGAAAAUGAGAAAUAAAAACUUAUCAAUGUGUAAAAGUGGCCGAAGAAUCAAUAAUUUAGUACUACGUACAUAAAGAAUAUAUAGAAUAAUUUAAAUAUACACAAUGUAACAGAGCUUCUUGUUAGGAAAUUAACCUAUUUUUGCUUUCGUUGGAUAUAUGCCCAAAAAAAGUACUUCAAUCGAUCAAUUAUAUAUUUUGUCGACGUUUCGAUCUCUAUGAGAUUAUCCUCAGAACUGUAUAUUGUAGAUCCUCCUCGUUAAUAAUAACUGUAAGAAGAAUUUAGAACUUUUUCUUAAAUGCCAUAAAUUAUUGUCAUUAACUAAUUGUUAUAUUCGUCUAGGCAGUUGAUAUUAAUGCCUGAACCUCAUAAUUAAUCAUUUUUAAUGCCUGGAAGAAGUCAAAAAUUAAUUUAAAUGCCUGAUAAACAUUAAUCAUCUUCAGAAGACGUAGUCAUUUAUCAUUUGUUCCCAAAUAGUUAAAAGCCCUUUUUUAUCU
This is a messenger RNA of Anthonomus grandis grandis, 5199 nucleotides long. RefSeq lists its product as uncharacterized. Gene Ontology annotation, biological process: calcium ion import across plasma membrane. Bases 494 to 1633 code for a protein of 379 amino acids. Gene Ontology annotation, molecular function: stretch-activated, monoatomic cation-selective, calcium channel activity. The record is from RefSeq and is a predicted model, not a curated record. Gene Ontology annotation, cellular component: plasma membrane. The transcript has 3 exons. NCBI's taxonomy places the organism in Eukaryota, Metazoa, Arthropoda, Insecta, Coleoptera, Curculionidae.